AUGCAAUUACCACUCAUGUCUAACCCAACUCAUCUGCCAUGGAUUGUACAAAAGUAUGGCGGAACCAGUGUAGGGAAAUUCCUGAAUGAGAUUGCUGAUACCAUUAUACCUACAUAUAUCAAGACCAACAAGGUGGUCAUUGUAUGCUCUGCCCGAAGUGGAGAAUCAAAAGACAAAGGCACCACCAACAUGCUAUUACGAGCAGCAGAAGAAGCCCUCACAGAAGGAUCUGAAAAGCAUUUGGAAAUCGUUGAGGAGAUCACAAACGACCAUCUUAAUGCAGCAAGAUCGGUUAUUAAAAACAAGGAAAUACUAGACCAUCUCGAAUCUCAACUUAAGACAGAGUGCCUGAAAUUAAGGUCCUUUUUGGAAGCAGCAGAGAUUAUAGAUGAGAUCUCUCCUCGAUCAAAAGAUAUCAUUGUAGGCAUGGGCGAGAAAUUGUCAUGUACCAUCGUCGCUGCUGUGUUGAAGGAUCGAGGUAUUGAUAGUCAACUGGUGGUGCUGAACAACAUCAUUGAUCGAGAAUUCACUACAUUGGAUCAGUCAUUCUACGACUACAUUGCUGUGCGUUUACGUCAAGUGAUAGCUGAAUGUGGAAACAAGGUACCGGUAUUGACAGGCUUCUUUGGCAAUGUACCCGGCAGUCUGUUGACCAGUAUCGGUCGAGGCUAUACGGAUCUGUGUGCCGCUCUUGCCGCUGUGGGAUUGCAAUCACAAGAACUUCAAAUUUGGAAAGAGGUAGAUGGCAUAUUUACUGCUGAUCCAAGAAAGGUGAAAACUGCUCGUCUGUUGCCCAUCAUUACACCAGAAGAAGCUGCUGAAUUGACCUACUAUGGCUCAGAGGUCAUCCACCCAUUCACCAUGGAGCAAGUCAUCAGAGCUGAAAUCCCUAUUCGUAUCAAGAAUGUAGAGAAUCCUUUUGGUUCUGGCACCAUCAUUUUCCCAGAUCAAACCACAAAAUCCACCAAUGGUUAUGCUACGCCGCCACCUACACCGGCUGUAUUGGCUCAGAACGGCUACCAUUUAGAUUUGUCUCGAAAACAUCCCACCGCAGUGACAGUCAAGGAUAAGAUCUGUGUGCUUAAUGUGCAUUCAAAUCGCAAGAACGUCAGCCAUGGUUUCUUGGCCAAGAUCUUUAUGGCUUUAGAUGAGCACAAUAUCAUUGUCGACUUGAUCUCCACGUCAGAGGUGCAUGUGUCCAUGGCAUUGUCCUCGGAUGUGGAUCAGAACAAUUUGGAAAAGGCACUUGUCGAUCUAAAAAAGCUAGGCCAAGUGGAUGUGAAUCAAAACAUGGCCAUUCUAUCCCUUGUCGGCAAACAGAUGAAGAAUUUAGUGGGCGUAGCAGGAAAGAUGUUUACUUCUUUGGCAGAAGCAGGCAUUAGUAUUGAAAUCAUCUCACAAGGUGCAUCAGAAAUCAACAUUUCCUGCGUGGUAUCAGAGGAAUAUGCCCUGAGUGCAUUGAAGGCCAUCCAUGAACGAUUACUGGAUGUUGACCCCAGCGUGGAACUACCAAACUUGAAUGCUGCUACUAUUGAAUAA
Messenger RNA from Mucor velutinosus, 1539 nucleotides. RefSeq lists its product as uncharacterized. Gene Ontology annotation, biological process: L-homoserine biosynthetic process. The record is from RefSeq and is a predicted model, not a curated record. The transcript is spliced from 6 exons. Gene Ontology annotation, molecular function: aspartate kinase activity. The coding region runs from base 1 to 1539 and encodes 512 amino acids. Lineage: Eukaryota; Fungi; Mucoromycota; Mucoromycetes; Mucorales; Mucoraceae. Gene Ontology annotation, cellular component: cytosol.